UUGACGUAGAUCCCAAUAACACGGAUUGAUGCACGAUCACCCUCCUGGUCCGGGCGCCCGAACUAUUUCCUCAUUCACCUGUGACUCAUUUGCCAGACCCCGAGCAUAACAAAAACAAUCCUCCGCAUUGCUUCAAUCCAGCACGACGUAACCAAUGGUCUUCUCCGAGAAUCCUCUCAUCGCUCAUCACACGGUAAUUCUCGAUGCAUCCAUUCCUCUUCCCGACGAUGAUGAUCCAGCCCUGCUAAUCUCCCCUGGCAGCGCGGGGACCCCAUGGCAUCCGACCGCUAUACCUUGUACUAUUCGCCCGGCGCAGCCAGUUUGUGCGUGCACUGGCUGCUGAUCGAGGCCGACUUGCCCUUCGAUGCCGUCCUCGUCGACUUUUCCACCGGGGUGCAGCGUACAGAGACGUAUCGACAGUUAAACCCGACCGGCCGUGUCCCCACGCUGAUUGUGGAUGGUGAGGCUCGUGGAGAAUGCACGGCUCUGUUAAUGCUGCUCGCCGAGCGUCAUCCCGACCGUGGGUUGAUGCCCGCAGUGGGCGCGCCCCUUCGGGCUCUGUGGCUGCAGACGAUGAUCUACCUGGCCAACACACUUCUCCCCGCGAUGCGCGACUGGUUCUAUGCCGACCAGGACGGUCCGGCCGAAGGGGCGGCGGCGGUGCGCGGUUUGGCCCAGCGACGGAUCGAGGGGGCCUGGGAUUUACUGGAUGUGCGCUUGCGGGGAUCCGCCAAUGCCCCUGGAUUACCCUUGACUCCGGAGAAUAAUCCCAAAUACCUGGUGGGGGAUACCUUGAGCACGGUGGACUUUUUGGCAGUGAUGCUGAUGCGAUGGUCGCGCGAUAUGCCCCGACCGGCCACCCAUUGGCCCCACCUGGCCUCGUACGUCGAUCACUUAACGGCCUUGCCCUCCUUUCACGACGUUUGUCGUCGUGAAGGUUUAUCCAAUUGGCCCGCCGUCCGGGGAUCAGUGAGGAGGGUCUGGCAGAGUACGGAGUAAUUCCGGGAGAAAUGAGCUAUCUAGUUUGGAGGAGGACAGGAGCCUAUCUAUCCAGCUUAAUUGGUCUUUCUAUUAAACCUACCACGGCCACCACGGUACUUCUGAAUGCGCGUCAACGGGAUGCAGGGUUUGGCAGGUACUCCGUAGUAACCCGAGUCAGUGAGAUUACGGCGUAAAGAUUGUGUGGAGAUUGCAUCGCAC
Messenger RNA from Aspergillus saccharolyticus JOP 1030-1, 1200 nucleotides. RefSeq names its product glutathione S-transferase family protein. Lineage: Eukaryota; Fungi; Ascomycota; Eurotiomycetes; Eurotiales; Aspergillaceae. The transcript has a single exon. The coding region runs from base 274 to 999 and encodes 241 amino acids. The record is from RefSeq and is a predicted model, not a curated record.